GGGCAGAGGCCACCAGCCCAGUUUUUCCGGUCAAAAUACCGGAAGCGGAAGUGGCCGCGGGUUGUUCAGUUCCGGUCGGGCGGCGGACAGAGGCUGCACAGACGGGUACAUAACUCUAGUAUGACAGGUUUGGAGAUCCCACCUGCUUUUUAACCAUGAAGGAGACAGACCGGGAGGCUGUUGCAACAGCGGUCCAAAGGGUUGCUGGGAUGCUUCAGCGCCCGGACCAGCUGGACAAAGUGGAGCAGUAUCGCAGAAGGGAAGCCCGGAAAAAGGCCUCCGUGGAGGCCAGAUUGAAGGCAGCCAUCCAGUCUCAGUUAGAUGGAGUGCGCACAGGCCUGAGCCAGCUCCACAAUGCACUGAACGACGUGAAGGACAUCCAGCGGUCCCUGGCCGAUGUCAGUAAGGACUGGAGACAGGGCAUCAACACCAUCGAGAGCCUCAAGGACGUGAAGGAUGCUGUGGUGCGGCACAGCCAGCUCGCUGCUGCUGUGGAGAACCUCAAGAACAUUUUCUCAGUGCCAGAGAUUGUGAGAGAAACCCAAGACCUCAUAGAGCAAGGGGCUCUCCUGCAGGCCCACCGGAAGUUGAUGGACCUGGAGUGCUCCCGAGAUGGGCUGAUGUAUGAGCAGUACCGUAUGGACAGUGGGAAUACUCGUGACAUGUCCCUCAUCCACAGCUACUUUGGGAGCACACAGGGGCUCUCUGACGAACUGGCGAAGCAACUGUGGAUGGUGCUACAGAGGUCACUGGUCACCGUCCGCCGUGACCCCACCUUACUGGUGUCAGUUGUCAGGAUCAUUGAAAGGGAAGAAAAGAUUGACAGGCGCAUACUUGACCGAAAAAAGCAAACUAGCUUUGUUCCUCCAGGAAGGCCCAAGAAUUGGAAGGAGAAUAUGUUUAAAAUCUUGGAUAAAACUGUAAUUACCAGAAUCGAGGGCACACAGGCUGACACCAGGGAGUCCGACAAGAUGUGGCUCGUUCGCCACCUAGAAAUCAUAAGGAAGUACGUCCUAGAUGACCUCAUCGUUGCAAAAAACCUGAUGGUUCAGUGUUUUCCUCCCCAUUAUGAGAUUUUCAAGAAUCUCUUGAGCAUGUACCACCAGGCCCUGACAAUACGGAUGCAGGAGCUUGCAUCAGAAGACCUAGAAGCAAAUGAGAUUGUGAGCCUGUUGACUUGGGUUUUAAACACCUACACGAGCACAGAGAUGAUGGGAAAUGUGGAGCUGGCCCCGGAAGUGGAUGUCGGCACCCUGGAGCCUUUGCUUUCUCCAAAUGUGGUCUCUGAGCUACUGGACACGUACAUGUCAACUCUCACUUCAAACAUCAUUGCUUGGUUGCGGAAAGCUCUAGAAACAGACAAGAAAGACUGGAUAAAAGAGACUGAGCCUGAAGCUGACCAAGAUGGGUACUACCAGACAACACUCCCGGCCAUCGUCUUCCAGAUGUUUGAACAGAAUCUUCAAGUUGCUGCUCAGAUAAGUGAAGAUUUGAAAACAAAGGUACUAGUUUUGUGUCUUCAGCAAAUGAAUUCUUUCUUAAGUAGAUACAAAGACGAAGCUCAGUUGUAUAAAGAGGAGCACCUGAGAAACCGGCAGCACCCGCACUGCUAUGUCCAGUACAUGAUCGCCAUCAUCAACAACUGCCAGACCUUCAAAGAAUCCAUAGUCAGUUUAAAGAGGAAGUAUUUAAAAAAUGAAGUGGAAGAUGGCAUGUCUCUGGGCCAGCCAAGCAUGGAUGGGAUUCUGGAUGCCAUCGCAAAGGAGGGCUGCAGCAGCUUGCUGGAGGAGGUCUUCCUGGACCUGGAGCAACAUCUCAAUGAGCUGAUGACAAGAAAGUGGCUCUUGGGAUCGAACGCUGUAGACAUCAUCUGUGUCACCGUGGAAGACUAUUUCAAUGAUUUUGCCAAAAUUAAAAAGCCGUAUAAAAAGCGGAUGACAGCAGAGGCACACCGACGCGUGGUGGUGGAGUACCUGCGGGCUGUGAUGCAGAAGCGCAUCUCCUUCCGCAGCCCCGAGGAGCGCAAGGAGGGUGCCGAGAGGAUGGUCCGGGAGGCCGAGCAGCUGCGCUUCCUGUUCCGCAAGCUGGCGUCUGGAUUUGGCGAAGAUGCAGACGGGUACUGUGAUACGAUCAUCGCCGUUGCAGAAGUGAUUAAGCUGACAGACCCAUCCCUGCUCUACCUGGAAGUCUCGACUCUGGUCAGCAAAUAUCCAGACAUCAGGGAUGACCACAUUGGCGCACUGCUGGCCUUGCGAGGGGAUGCCAGCCGGGAUAUGAAGCAGACCAUCAUUGAGACAUUGGAGCAGGGCCCCACGCAGGUGAAUCCAAACUAUGUGCCCAUCUUUAGGGAAAUCAUAGUUCCCAGUCUGAACGUGGCCAAGCUCCUCAAGUAGACUUUCACUUUCUGUCUGACCUGUGGUUGGGGCACAUCUUCAUCCCACAAACUUCAUCCCAUGCCUGACAUCCAGUGUGACUCAUGGUGCCGAGAGCAAGGCUGCCUGACCGACAGGCGCUCUGGUGGUGGGUUCUGACCCUCUCAUCUGGUUGCGGACCAGCUUUGUGGGCAGGGUCCCGGCUGACUUCUGGUUCACCUCUCGUCUCACUCCCUUCUGUAGUGUCAGCACUUCUAAUGUUCAAUAAAGUAAACGCUGUGGGAAAUGAGCUUCCCAGCUGUUUCUUACUAAUGGUGACCACAGGGCCCAGACACAGCACCUGAAGGUGUCCCCAUCUACCUGCCACCCUCACCCAUCUGGACAGGUCUCACUGGUAUCCCUGUGGCCCACUGCUCCACACCCACACAGGCAGCCCUUGGCGUUUCAGAUGUAUGGGUCUUGCUUAUUCCUGACUCAGGGUCCCUGAGACCCUUUCUCUGUUAUUCAGCUGUCUCUCCAUGGCUGUCUUCAGUGGUAGCUUGUUUUACACAUUAAUCUUCAGACCGGGUUCAUGGAAGGGUUCGUCCAGGAUAAAUGGUGAGUCCCUGCAUAUGCCUCCCCAAACUUUAGUCACCCUCCAUCCCAGGGAGCGAGAUUUCUUAGAUGGGUGGUGCCUGGAGAGGAAUUUGCCCGUUCCUCUGUCGCAGGCCCCGUGUACCCUAGAUUCGGGCUCCCACGGACUGGCCAGUUCAGACUGGAGGGUUGUCCCUCAGGAAGGCGUCUGUGCUGCUCCCUCCCAUUAGGACUGCUUGUGUGUCCCAACAGGCUGGUUUCCUCCUAAGAUACAUUCCAGACGACAAAGUUUCUAUUGCGAUUUCACCCUCGAGACAGAUAGGACUUUUUCUUGAAAGAAUCAAAACUGAAGUGGAAUUGACAUGUUGCUGACAUGUUGCUAACUCAGUCAUGAGUUAGCUCGGGUCUUUUUCUCAACUCUCGCUCUUGUUUUAGCCCUAGUUUCUCCCUCCGCCCCUUGGUUUCAGGUGCUUCAUUCUCCCGCUUAGGCUGGGUGGGCACUGUUCCCAUCCUUCCUAGGCCUGUCCUCUGUGCUGUGAUGAGUCUAAGGGAGGGAGGGGUGGUGUCACCUGACUCUCCUAGGGAGGAACCAGUUUCCAGGGCCCAGGCUGUGCCCACAGCUGUGUGUCCAGUGACCUGGUACCAGCCAGAAGUGCCCUCACUCCCUCCCUCCUCUCAUGUGCACACAGGUAACGUUAACUCCGGCGCCAGAGCAAUGUCUGCCUUCAGGACACUGCUCCUUAUGUUCUCUUUGAUGUGAUUUCUCAUUGAUAAUGUUUGCACCAAAAAAUGCCUUGAAAUCUUUUUAAUAGAUUUGAUCAAUCAGUUGUGGCAGGUUCUGCGAUGGGCCCCCUGCACAGACGCUGUCAACAGCACAUUGGGGGCCACGUUAAGGCACAUGGAUUGUGAUUAGGGUUACAUAGCUUGACUGAGAUCAUUUUCACAAAAUUGAAUUCACAAUUUCACCACUCAUAACUUAUAAUACAUUUCAAUUCCAAUUUCAAAGAAAUUCUUGCUUUAAAAAUUCUUUUCAUAAUAGAUCAAUAGUAUGCAGUAGGUGAGCAUUGUGACAAAAUUAUUUUCAAGAUACAGAAAUGAGAAGUAGCGACUCCUAAAUUUGUGUGCUUUAUAGCCUACCACAAAGUAGGUCAAAGUUCAGUAUUAAAUAAAUAGGAAUUCUUUCCUAAUAAAAAAUUUUACAACAGUUUUCCUAAGGAAAUACAUUCAUAAGACAUUGUUUACAUUCUGUUUUACAGUGACAAGAACAGCUAGGAUUCUCAUUUAUGAAAUGUAUCCACAGUACGAGGGUUUAUGACACUGUGUUAACAGAUGGAGUUGUCUCUCGAUCACUGAAAUGUGGGUUUUGGAGUUCUGUGAGGUUUCAUGUCUGGAACUUCCGUUCCAUUAUGGCUGUGCUUAUUAGACUGUGCCGUUCAACUAACAGGAAAUCUGCCUGCCCCUUCCUCCUCC
This is a messenger RNA of Pipistrellus kuhlii (Kuhl's pipistrelle), 4415 nucleotides long. It is a transcript of the gene EXOC3, whose product is annotated as exocyst complex component 3. The record is from RefSeq and is a predicted model, not a curated record. Gene Ontology annotation, cellular component: exocyst. The transcript is spliced from 13 exons. Gene Ontology annotation, biological process: exocyst localization; exocytosis. Lineage: Eukaryota; Metazoa; Chordata; Mammalia; Chiroptera; Vespertilionidae. Gene Ontology annotation, molecular function: SNARE binding. Bases 156 to 2393 code for a protein of 745 amino acids.